This is a messenger RNA of Hydatigera taeniaeformis, 2019 nucleotides long. Lineage: Eukaryota; Metazoa; Platyhelminthes; Cestoda; Cyclophyllidea; Taeniidae. The record is from the annotation of a GenBank genome assembly.
AUGAAACUUCGCGCAAGUCGUUGUCUUAAAAUGAAGAAGCAUUAUAAGGAAGCUGAUUUUGAUAUUGCAGCUUGUAAGUAUAGCCUGUAUGGAAAUUUUUUCCCCAGUGUGCGUCAGUUUGUGAUAGCAUGCCUACAGAAAUUGGGUGUGCAUUGUUUGCAAUCAAGUUAUGGAUCCAUGCCGGCGUGUCUUGGAAUUGCUUAUCAUCUUGGUUGUCCGAUUGCAACCAUGUCAUCGAAGUACUAUCUCAUAUCACGUCCCACCACUCUACCCGAAGAGCUUAAGCCAUCUUCUGUCGAUGAAGUGCAAAUUGUCGAUCUUACAAAGGACUUUUAUCAGGUAGACACGGAAGAUGGUAAGGCUAUGCUUAAGCUAAGGGUGUUUCAUCCUGAAAUGUCCGCACUGCGAACCGUACCUGCGGUGUCUCGACCUCUGAUUGCAGUACUAAUGAAUUCUGAUUUGCUCCAUCGACUACCAAGCGAGAUAAAAUGUGAGCCGUCGUCCAAUUCGGAAAAACUAAGGGCAGUUGUAGACUGGGUUUCGAAAACGAAUCCAAUUCACGUUCUGCGUGCAAUAAUGGAGUCGAUCACGGACCCGAAUUUCAUCGAUUAUAUUUCAAGCAAUGUAUUGCUGUCCUUAGAAGCAUUUUGCCCUGACUUCGUGGAAGCCUCUGACAUGCUAGCAGUUCUUGGUAUCGACCAACUGAUUGUGCCGGUAAAAGCACCAACAAGGAAGCUCGAAGUGGAGAAGUGGCAACUUCAAAGGCCCUCUUCACCAAUGUUCUUCUUCGAAACGGCAUCCAGACUAUUGAAAGGCGGUUCGUUAAUGGAUCGUCCAUUAGACUUUCUCUAUCGUUGGCCUACUGCUCUAGUUCACUUGUAUCGUUUUGGAUUUCUGGAGAAGUUUUUUAUAGUCCCACUUUAUAGUGAGCUGGGGCUUGUUUUAAAUUAUACCAAUGACUACCUCAUUGAAUUGCCUAGUAUUUAUGGUCCAGGCAGGAUUCUGCGCUAUUUGCACUACUGCUUAUUAAUGGGGGUGGAAGAAUCAAAUGGUCUCACCUCCAAACUGAUAGGGUUACGUCCUUAUGCAAGGGAAAUAUGUUACGAGGGUCAUUUUCGUUUCAAGACACACAUGUUGGAGGUGAAGCCCAUGCAUUUACCUUGCAGUUGCUCGGGAGAUGCUUUUAUUUACGCCUUUAUUGGAUUCGAUUGUACUCCAGAAGUGCCUACUUGGAGCAUUGCUUUGGUACUUUCAUGUGUGCUCUGGCAUCAGCAAAAGGUGGAGCACCGAGAUUGUAAUAUUGCUGAAUGCCCGUUGAUCCUGUCAGCGUUACUUUUGGCAGUGGUCACGCAUUACAAUGUAGAGUGUAGCGUGUUGACGACCGUAGCAGAACACUAUGGCUCCUUGAAGUCUCUAGUCUUGAUGAAAAUGGAGGAGAGUGGUGCAUCAGUAAGCCCAUCGGAAGAGAAGGAAUUAAUGCACAGUGCGUUAGAGUUGAUGGCGAUGUAUGAUCAUUAUGUGUCGCUAUGUCGACUUCUUACUGCACUGAAAGAGGGCGAUGCAGAGGCUGAUUUCUCAUCUGCCGCCUACAAUCGCUUUCCUCCAAGCUACGAAAUGUUUCCUUCGCUUGCCUUACUCGUUUACAUAGCUUCUCAUUUGAGGUGUCAGGAGGCACCGUCUGGCGUUGCAGUUCGACUGUGGGUGGUGAAUGCGUUUCUGCGCACUUCCGACGAUAUUAAGGAUUUAAGAAGAUUGAAAAUAGUCGUAUCCAUGUUUUCCACUCUGAUGGAAUUUGCGUCGAAGGUAAAGCUGAAGUUCACCCCACCCACGGUACAUGUGGCAGAUCCGCCGCGCUGCUUUUUGCUCAAGGAGGAGAGGCCGCCAUUGAGACGGAAUGUCAAUCCAACCGACAGAAAUAUGUUUAUGCCGAUGCGAAGCGGUAACCGAAGGAGGUCAACGCGAUCAAGUUACGCUAGACAAUUGACUGAACGAGUUGGACAAAUGCGACUAAAUUCAUAA